AUGUUAGAUUCACCCAUUGCGGAUGUAGUUCGCCAUUGGUGCUCCGCAACCUACCCUCCCUUUGGUCAUGGUCUGAUGACCAGUCCAGCAUCCGCAAUACCGCACAUCACAGCGAAGUACGCUCGCUUUGGUCGCGCUCCUGGAGCUGAGCGAUACGGACUGAGUGGGGCGGUUACUGAAAAUCUCCUGGGUCGCCUGUUUACUGUAAAGGUCACUGGGCUGUUCUUCUCUUUACGCACAGUCGGUGUGCGUAUUCGUUUGCCCUCCGACGAGCUCGUCUUGCGCCACUUGUGGGACUCCGAUGAUCAAGCAGUGGUUUCCGCGGUCAAUUCUCAAGAUGAAUUAAAGCCGGUAGCAAAUGGAACCCGUCCACUGGGCUGCCGAGCUCAUGUGACUCUUGCCUUGGCUCCGGACGUGUCUGCUGUGGAGACUGGUUUUGACUUGUUACGUGUGGUGGACGCCGAAUUGUCACACCGACCCGGUCAACAUGUGGCCAUCGUUCCGGGUGGAUCUGUGCGCUGUGUUACAGUUCAAAUGCCAACACCAUCCCCUGCACGUCUGUAUCCACGCGCGCGCUUCGUCACUUCUCCCCCUGAUCAUGACUACGUGUAUGUGUUUGAUUUGGAUGUUCCACAACACCAUCGCGUCUUAUUCGCUGCUGUUUAUUAGUGUAAGAUCCUCACUCGUAACUUUGUGCUACAGCCACUUGUGGACAUUGCAUUUUUGUGUUUUUUUCGUGAGCGGUUCUCUUUGUCUAUGAAACUUCCCUGUUUUCUACCCUUAUUUUUUCCGGCCUACAACUCUUUCCUGGGCCCUCCAGGUUUCCAGUCUUGAGUACUUGUAAUUACAUCUGUUUGCGAAUCGGAAACACUUGUUUCACGAUUGAUUUUCAUUUCAACUUCUCACGUUGUGCAUUGCUAGUUUGUUCUAACUCCUCCAUCCUGUGAGCCGGUUGCGGCACGCAGUUUCAAUUUGGUCAGCGGAUCACUUCGUAUUGAA
This is a messenger RNA of Dicrocoelium dendriticum, 999 nucleotides long. NCBI's taxonomy places the organism in Eukaryota, Metazoa, Platyhelminthes, Trematoda, Plagiorchiida, Dicrocoeliidae. The record is from the annotation of a GenBank genome assembly.